Erpetoichthys calabaricus (reedfish) is the source of this 1090-nucleotide messenger RNA. Its product is annotated as cytochrome b5 domain-containing protein 1-like. The coding region runs from base 154 to 801 and encodes 215 amino acids. NCBI's taxonomy places the organism in Eukaryota, Metazoa, Chordata, Cladistia, Polypteriformes, Polypteridae. The transcript has 4 exons. The record is from RefSeq and is a predicted model, not a curated record.
GCCAGUCUGCGUUUCCAGAGGAACGGCGACGCGCUGCAUCAACACAAGUCUUCUCCGCGCUUCGACUCCGACUUUCCGAAACUUCGUCUGCUGUGAUUUCCUUCGACGCACUAGAAAGCCGCAACUGCUAAGUAAAUAUUAUUGAACGGAGCAAUGGGUCGACCGAAAUAUUUCACUCCCAACGAGGUGUCGAGGCACAACUGUCUCAACGAUCUCUGGGUUUCCUAUUUGGGUGAAGUAUAUGACCUUACACCCUUGCUGAAAGAGAAUAAAGGAAAUGUUUCCCUGAAACCUAUAAUUGAGUCUGCAGGAAAAGACAUAAGUCACUGGUUUAACCAAAAAAGCAAAGAUAUCCGGACGCAUAUUGACCCAAUGACUGGCUGCAAAAAAUACUACAUCCCCAACGGUCGACUUCUGCAUGUGCCACCUCCCUACCCACGCACAGACUGGGCAACUGACUUUGGCUGCCCCUGGUGGAAAGAUAACCAAUAUUAUAUCGGCAAAUUAUCAGCCAAGACCAGAUACAUACGGAUUAUAAACACAUUGACUUCACAGGAGCAAACCAUUGAGGUCUGCUCUGAAGAGAACAUGAUGGAGAUAUUGGAAAGAUAUCUGAAGUACAACGCUCAUGCAGCCAGCUACACGUGGAAGUAUAACAGUGUUAAUCUGGAUAUGUCCCAGACUCUAGCAGAGAAUGGAGUGGAGGACGAGGAUGAGGAAUUCUAUACCCUACAUAUGGACAGGGAUCGCUGGACUCCCGCCAUCCAUUUAUACUUUAAUGAUGACCUCACAGAACUCUAGGCAGUUUUUUUUUUUUCUUCUUGAAGCACUUUGCAGUCAUCUUACUUAGGAUUAUAAUAUUAUGUGCCAUCUGAUGACUACCGAAGCAACACUGCAGGAGUCAACUACUUAUGUCUGUUUGUUCACUCUUUGUUAGCAUGAUGCAGAUAGGAGAAGACAUUUUAGAUUAUUCAGGACCUUCAAAUAGGAUAUACAGCAGCUAUUCGUUCAUUCUAAACAAUGAACAAUGUUUUUUAUCAACUGGAAUGCAUUAUGUCAAAGUUAAAAACUUCCACAUUUUAAUGAUAAA